AUGUCACAGGCCCUCAGUAGUAGGGUGAUUUUGUCUUGCAUUUUGGUAUCUUCUCUUACCAAUUCCUACAUCAGGCAUAAGGUAUCCAGGGAGUGGGAUUCCUUCUUACAAUCAGACUGUCAAAUUGCUGGUGAGGAGGUCAGUGGCACACAUGAAGAAGCUGAUACAGCACAAGGAGCUGAGGAGGACAACAAGAUGAGUGGAGAAGAGGAAGAUGAUGAUACAGACCUGGAUGAGGAUGAGGGAAGCUCCAGCAAGCCUGAUGAUGACAAAUUGGAUGAUAAUGAUGGUGAAUUGGUGGCAGGCCUUGAUGAUAACAAGAACUUAUGCAAUUAUAAAUUUGCCAAUCUGCUUCUAAGUGGCAGUGGCCCUUUUGCUUCCAACAUGGGGCCUUACUACAACAGGGUAAUAAUGGCAGGCAAAAUCAGGGCAAUGACUGUCAACAUGCUUCAAGAUGUCAUGUACCUUGAAAUUAAUGGUGCCCUUUCAUCCUGGAACAUGCAUUACUUCGAUGUCAACAUCACCACCCCUGGCAGGAAAUGA
Molecule: messenger RNA, 543 nt
Organism: Pisolithus orientalis
Lineage: Eukaryota; Fungi; Basidiomycota; Agaricomycetes; Boletales; Pisolithaceae
Exons: 4
Coding region: 1-543 (180 amino acids)
Source: RefSeq, a predicted model, not a curated record